This is a messenger RNA of Aspergillus wentii DTO 134E9, 3335 nucleotides long. RefSeq lists its product as uncharacterized. Bases 112 to 3285 code for a protein of 1057 amino acids. The record is from RefSeq and is a predicted model, not a curated record. The transcript is spliced from 4 exons. Lineage: Eukaryota; Fungi; Ascomycota; Eurotiomycetes; Eurotiales; Aspergillaceae.
AGACAAGCCAUCUCCUUUAGAAAGGGCAUAUAUUCGAGAACUUGGUAAGAAUCCUGUUUGUUUAAAAAGGAAGACAAGCUAGCCAUAUUCUUUCAGAUAGAAUCGAGGAAAAUGACCGAGAAAAGCCUGAGCUGGCCCUCGUGGUUUGACCACCCCCAAGGAACGGAUUAUCCGACUUCUUUAAACGCCAAAUGCUCAAAAUGGAGAGCCUGCCAGAUCACCUUCGGCGACAUUCACACGUGGGCCAAAGCUAAAGUAUUCUUGGACUCCCAGCAGCCCCGUGUCAGUAUCACACUUGACAAGAAGGAAAAUGGCCAGGUUGUCUUCACGGCCGAGCGAUGUGACAUUGAAAUGCGCAUUGAGGUCUUUGACACCUGGGAUAAAGUCUGCUUCAUCAAGCUUCGGCCUUUUCAGGAACCAAUUGUCGCGGGUGCUUUUUGGAACGUGCCUAGGGACCAAUUGGCCGACCGGCAAACGCUGACGACAACUGAGGUCACUAUCUGGUUCAAUUACCUGCCGAAAUUUACUACAGUACGACCUACAUUGGACCGAUUGCGAGAAUUAGUUAAUCUCGUACACAAGAAUUCUUCUGAUGGCAACCCUCGCACUUUCUGGUACUAUUAUGCCACGUGCUCUACAAGGAAGGAUCGGCGACGAAAGGGACUGCCCUGGCUGUGGAAAAGUGCCGAGGACUUACAGUACUUUAAUUACUGCCCAUGGCAGCCAAGGGACCCAUUCUUCCUGGACGAUCACGACCGAAGAUGGAGAUUGCUGGAAGCCACAAAGGUCGAAAGGGAUUACCAGGAAAACAUUAUUCUUGAUCUCUUUAAUCAAAAGCGUCAUCACAAUGCAAAGUUUGUUCGAUCCGGAGACAAGAAAAGUUGGUAUUUGCACAUCGAAAUUCUGCCCGAUCGUCAAUCCGAAAGUUCAAGUGCGCCUCAGAUGGACGAGCUCGUGCGUGUGGAGUUCUGUGUACUUGGCAGAAGAGAAACGCUAUCUGGUGAUAUUAGCCUCGCACAUGUUGGUCACAUCGUUGAUAUGGAGACAUCGCUGGACUUUGUCGUGAUGACCAGAGACUUCUUCGACCCAAGCCACGACGGCAAGACUCUUACGGUUGUCAUCUCGAUCAAACCGAACCUGACGGCAAUACAAGCCCAGAUCGACGCCCUCGACGAUGCUAGCAAGCCGGUUGUGUGUGGAGACCGUGGGAAGCAAGGAUUCUCCUUGAUGAGAACCAUACUUGCCCAUGGCACGGAAAUCCAUGAAAGUAGUGAACACUUCUUCAUGUUGAAUAUGUGCGAAAUGUCUACUCUUCACCGUCAGCUACAAGAAGAGCGAAUCACAUACAUCAUGAAUAGAUUUCCUCUUGACGAGGCUCAACGCAGCGCCUGGGAAAGGUCAACCACGGCGGUAAAUGGCGGCAUUCACCUUAUCGUAGGCCCUCCUGCCGCUGGGUCGAACAAGGCCGUUGACAACCUUACAUACGCGGUGUUCAAGGCUCUGGAAGGUGAUGAAAAUCUACGCCGUUGGUGCGGCCAACUUGCCAGAUUCCGGACACUGUCGUAUCAGAUGUCAGUGGUCAGGGAGGACAGCGCCAGUGAACUGCAGGCAAGAAAGGCAAGAGGAGACCUGGCUGGUUGCGGAGCCGAGUUAGAACCGUGUCAGAUUCACGCACUCGCCCAGAAAUAUGCCCGUGACAACAGCCUGGCAGAUAGGGAUUGCGGCGAAUUCAUUCGUCUGGUUCGCGUUGACCAACAGCAUGGACUCAGUCAGGAUGAGGCAAAGGCUUUGGGUUUGGCUUACGAGCACAUCAUCAGAAGGGUUCUCGGGCAGACUAAGAUCGUUGCCACAACUCUGAGCAAUUCCUCUCAGGAAAUUUUGCGGUCAUCAGAUUUCCGCCCUGACGUGCUGCUUUCGCCCACAGUUCUCUCCGACCACGGCAGUAAUGAGGGCUCCGUUUACCUAAAGCGCUCUCUCAUGGAAAGGCUUCAUGACGCCGGGUAUCCGUCCAGCAGACUCACGGUUAAUUACCGUAACCAUCCACAGAUCCUCGAACUCUACAAUCGGAUCACAUACAAGGGCUGCCUUGUGCCAAAUGCUCAAAAUGCAGAGCUUGAAAGAGUCGGAAGCGCAUGGGACAGCUUUACACAGUCUCGAUUUUGGUUUCGACAGGCCGGAGUCGACGGUGUCCGACGCCUAUUUAUCAACACCACCGGCAGCGCGAAGCAGGUGGGCAACAGUCGGUCCUGGUCCAACUCAACUCAUGUCGAUGUGAUCAAGGAGCUUUUGGUCGAGUUGUACCGAUUUAAAGACGGUAACGGGGUUCGCCCAGAGGAUGUGAUGAUUAUUAGUCCAUACAAGGACCAACGUCGACUCAUCCAGAAGAAGCUCGGUGAACAAGGGGUGGGAUACAGGGACAAUCUCACUGUCGAUACCGCGUUGGGACAAGAAGCGCCCGUUGUAAUAUACUCACUGACCAAGCCUUCGCAAGGGUCGCCGCUGAGUACCGGCUUCGUCGCGGAUACGGGACGCAUGAAUGUUGCGCUGAGUCGAGGUCAAAAGGUCGUGAUAAUAAUCGGAAACCUGACCGUGUGGAACGACAGCACCAUCAGGCAAAUGCAGUCUCACAAGAGGAACAAAUUCCUAAUCGAGCUACUCAGAGAUGUCCGAUCAAGAAGGCACACCAUUUCGUGGAAUGGCCCAGAAACCGUGACCGACCAGCAAGCUCCUGGAGACGGCAGAAGAGCACACGAAUCUCGCUCAGCACAGUCUACAGCUCCACAGCAAUUGGACGAGUCGAUUCAUCCUCUUGAUAACAUGACGGACAUUGACGAGAAUCUGCCCGCGCUCGAUGCCCGUGGAGAUCGUUGGAGACGAACACCCCCUCGGCCCAGUGUGAACCGUCCCCGUUCCAGACAUCAUCACUCGCAAUCCCGAUCUCAGUAUCGCUCUCGCUAUCAAUCUCCGCGACGCUCUAUUUCUCGUAAUCGACACCGUAGAAGCCGAUCGCCGCGCAGAGACCAUCGACGACGGAGCCCCUACAGAGGCCGUUCUCGAGACCGGCGGGAUGAUUACCAGGAUCGCAGAAGUGCAUACAGUGAGGUGGGUAUAGAUCGCGAGCAAGACAUGGAACGCGAACGCUUGGUAUUGGAGCUAGAACGAGCCAGACAACGUUUGCAAGAAAGAGAUGCGGAGAUACAAAACCGGGAGCGAGACCUUCGCAGGCGGGAAGAAUAUAAUCGCAGCCGCAGCCACCGCGAAGGGCGUGACUCGCGCGGUAGAUAAAGGAAAAGAUAGCUGGAAAGAUUUGUGGACUUUAAAACUUUUCUGUAAUU